This is a messenger RNA of Elaeis guineensis (African oil palm), 1391 nucleotides long. RefSeq lists its product as uncharacterized. The record is from RefSeq and is a predicted model, not a curated record. Lineage: Eukaryota; Viridiplantae; Streptophyta; Magnoliopsida; Arecales; Arecaceae.
GCCCCACACACAUUAAAAGCAGACUCUGGCCGUUGAAGAUAAUACUACAUGCCUUUCCUUCCUCUCUCUACACCACACCAAUCCUCUUUCUCCACUAUGAUCCCUCACCGACGUCGAGAAUUCCAAGCUAGAAACCAAUUCACAUUCUCCAAUCCUAUCCACAAGGCGAGCAAUGAUCUGAAUUCUUUGGAUGGAGUUGAGUAUGGAACAUGGGCUGAGAGAAUCAAAGGAAAUUAUGGAUCCUUUGGCAAAUCAGAUGAUCAUAAGUUCGGCGCAUGGCAACGAAGAACUCGCUCGAAUCAUCAUGGCAACCAAGUUGAUGGGGAUGAAUUCAGAUGGCUGGCAAAAGAUGAGGAUGAUGACUCAGAUGUUCCAUCACCACAGUUGUGGAAGAAGCCAGGAUCUUCCAUGACAGAACAAGCUCAGGCCAUUGCCAGAUACCGGCAGGAGAUGCUCGACAUGGUCCGGGAUAUGCCGGAGGCAGAGUAUGAGCUCUCUUUAAGAGAUCUUGUGGAAUCACCAAGGAUUGCAAAGCCUGUCCAGAAAUCUUUAGCAGAAGCUGGAGAAUUUUCGAAGGAGAAGACGAAGAAGGGAAGAAGAAGGAUGUCGAGGAGUGAGAGUAUUGACCCUGAAAGCCUCCUUCUAAAGAUGUUUUUUCCAAAUUCUCUGACUGGGAGGAGGAAGAGCUUUGCAGGCUCUGGUGCACGUGCAAAGGUUUCACCAAAGCCCAGGUUGGCAGAAGGGGAGAAAGGUGGUCUCGAGCCGAGUACCGAUCGAGAUUGGUGGAAAAAGAACACAUUAGGUGAGAAGGGAAGCAGCAGCAGCAGCAGCAGUAGCAGCUCCAAUAGCAGUAGCAGAAGCAGUAGCAGGAAAAUGAAUGGCUGCUAUUCCUUCUUCUACGCAAAUAAAAACAAAGCAGGGAAAACUGAGGACGACUCUCUUCUGUAAAGGAACCCAUACAAAUGUACCUGUGAUAGCCCUUGUCUUAAUUCUUGGAUUGUUUAAUAACAUGAUCAGCCAAUGUUCUGAAAAUUGCCAGAGGCUGUUGGGCAUUAUGGUUGGAAAAGACUGUAAAAAUAUUUUCAGAAAAUCAGAGUUCAACCAAUAUUGUUUCUGAAUCCAUCUGCUUCCCCCUUGGAGAUUGGACAAAAUUGGUUUCUUUAUCUGGUUCACAUCUUCACUGUAGUCCUGAGACUUGGAGGAGAAGCGCCCUUCUGCUCUCACCUUUUUUUUGCUCCUUUUGUGUCUCCUACUUGUUGCCACCUUCUUCCUUUCUUUUGUCACUCUUUUCUUCCUCGUCUUUGCUUGUUCUCUUUCUCCUGUAUUGUCUUAAUGAAAGUGAUUAGGCUUUUGUCUUAUCUUUUCAGAAAAAGAAAAAUUAUGUUGUGGAA